GGUGAUUUUAAUCCCGAUAAUUAUAUUGUAAGUAGUGGGCUUAAAGAAAAAUGUUCAAAUAUACAGAAACUGAGCGUGUUUUAAAAAGUUACGAAUCAUUCAUUGAAGGUGCAUUUGAUAGUGAUGCCAAAAAAAUUCAUGGAACUAUUAUAGCCGAAAAUGACACGAUUAUAGAGAAUUAUAAAACAUGUGAUGCCUUCUUGAAAAAUGAAGAAUUUGUAAGAAAAAAUCCGCAAAGUGAGCCAAAUCGAUUUCUGCAAACAAAUGUGUUUCGCCAAUUAAUUAGAAAUGUAACAAUUAAAUUGGGAUUUACUGAUCAAGACUUAAAUCCAUUUUAUAUACAAUUAAUGUAUAAUAUUUGUCGUUAUGAGAAAGCAUGGUAUUUUAAUCGGAAUCCAGCUUCACCAUGGUGUGCAAUCUUUACUCCAAGACAAUUAGAAAUACUCGAAUAUUGGCAGGAUUUAGACGAUUAUUAUAUAGACGGUUAUGGAAAUAGAUUAUCAACGCAUUUGGGAUGUUUUGCAGCACAAGAUUUAAUUCAUCAAUUCGAACGUGUUAUCCAAGCGAAACAAAAUGGCAGACAGGAUUAUCCAAAAGUUGUGACAUCAUUUGGGCAUAGUGCUAUUGUUAAUAUGCUUUUUACCACAUUAGAUAUUGCAAAGGAUUCAUUUUCAAUUCGAUCCGAUAAUUUUAAUACAAAUAAAACAAAUAAUAGAUUAUGGCGUACAUCAAAGUUAACACCAUUUGCUUCAAAUUUAGCUUCAGUUUUAUACGAAUGUGAAGGUACUAAUAAUACGAUAGAUUAUAAAAUGGAAUUUUAUUUAAAUGAAAUACUUUUACGUAAUUAUGGUUCGAACAAUGGUGUCUGGAAAUGGACCGAUUUUUACGAUAAAUUUAAAUCGAUAAUUAGUAAAUGUAGCUUAGAUGUAUGUAAAACUCCUAGCGAUAUUAAAGUUGAACAAGUUUAAAG
Molecule: messenger RNA, 970 nt
Organism: Chrysoperla carnea
Lineage: Eukaryota; Metazoa; Arthropoda; Insecta; Neuroptera; Chrysopidae
Product: multiple inositol polyphosphate phosphatase 1-like
Exons: 5
Coding region: 51-968 (305 amino acids)
Molecular function (GO): inositol phosphate phosphatase activity; acid phosphatase activity
Source: RefSeq, a predicted model, not a curated record